AUGGCCGACCUUUGGGGUGCUCUUGAGGAGAUUGAACCCGGGACAAGUCCAACAGUGACAGUUGCGAUCAGAACUCCGGAUGUCACUGUAGUCCAAGAUCUGAUCAAUCACGACAAAAUUCAAAGAGAAACUGAACAGCUCAGACAGUCGAUGAAUUAUUCAGCACAAAUCGUCAUCGCUGCUUACAAAGUCGCAGAUUAUGUUCCGAAUCUGGAAAAUAGUGAACAUCGGCAAUUUUGGCAAUCAGAAGUUAUACCAACUCUGGUCAAAAGUCUAGAUCAAGAUGUCAAGGCACGUUCGGUUGUCAUGGAAUCAUUUUCUUCGGUACGUGACCUGGCUAUCAGCAUUAAGAAUGGCGCAGAAUUAGUCAAGCUGAGAGAUAUUUGUUUAGGUUCUCCGGCUGCAGUUGCUGCUGCACAGCGCACCGUCAGCGCCGCUCUCAAUGAUCUAAACAAAAGCAUUGAAAAAGCUGAAAGUAUAAAAAGUUCGGCUUUAAAUGAAUUUGCAGGACAAACUGAAAAAUUGCUUAAAAUCAUGGGUCCAGAAACAGCGAAGUAUACAGAGGAAAGAGUUAAAAUUGGAGAUCAGCUUCGAAAAGAAUACGAAAAAGAAGAGAAAUUCCAUGCUGAAAUUGCUCAUAAAAAAGGAGAGAUGGAACGUUACAGUCAUUUGAUGCAUGCCACUCAGAACCGAGCGAAGGGAUCACUUGCUGCUUUGAACGAAACCAAAAAUCGAACAAAGGAGAUGAUGUCACUCAAUGAAAAACUUGAAAAAACCAUUCAAAAUAUCGCGGCUUCGAUUCCUAAAACUGAAACAUCAACGAACAUUGAGCGCAGUGCAUGGUUACCGUGGAGGAAAACAACAUCGACUAGUACUAAGUCUUUCAUGAUUGAAAAUCCGAAUCGAGUGGUGGAGAAAAACUACUACGAAAGUAUGGUUUUGUCAAGAAUGUCUCGAAUUAGAGAACAUCAAAAGCAAGAAAUGGCGGAAGAGAGCGUGCUCAAUGAUUUAGAGCGAUGCCUUAGUGAUUAUAAAGCCAAAUACAAAAUAAUAGUUAACGAACUGGAAGAAUAUGAGAAGCUUCUUCCGAUCAAGAUCGCUGAAAGUGAACGUGAGAUUAUUCGACUCAACGAACUUUUAAUUGACAUCGAUAAAGGAGUUACUGAUGCCACAAAUAUAUAUGGUCACCAUGGAGAUACUCUAGUACGAUGUUUGGCAGAGAUUAAAUGUUUGGCGAAAGCGAUCAACAAUGGUGCUACAGCUUAUACGCCACUAGUUGGCGUUUUGAAAGGUCGGUUAAAAUAUAAUUUGUCAUACGUCAUUUUAGUAAAAUAUGCUUUUUUCUCAUUUAUUCAUUAUUCAGCUGUCAAAGCAUCUGUUGAUGCUCAAAUUGAAUUACUUAUGAGUAAAGAUCCGAAUGAUAUUUUUCUCGGUGGAAGUCAACUGUUGAGACAAGUCGAAUGUCUCGGACAUUAUCAUACAUGUGCUAGUGUAUGUUUAGAACCACCUCAAGAAUAUCAAAAUAUUGCAGUUACAACUAGAGUGCAAGCCAUCGAAAUGUCCUAA
This is a messenger RNA of Rotaria socialis, 1566 nucleotides long. The record is from the annotation of a GenBank genome assembly. NCBI's taxonomy places the organism in Eukaryota, Metazoa, Rotifera, Eurotatoria, Philodinida, Philodinidae.